Syngnathus typhle (broad-nosed pipefish) is the source of this 2255-nucleotide messenger RNA. RefSeq names its product prolactin regulatory element binding (gene preb). Lineage: Eukaryota; Metazoa; Chordata; Actinopteri; Syngnathiformes; Syngnathidae. Gene Ontology annotation, biological process: protein secretion. The transcript is spliced from 10 exons. Bases 214 to 1509 code for a protein of 431 amino acids. Gene Ontology annotation, molecular function: guanyl-nucleotide exchange factor activity; GTPase activator activity; protein binding. The record is from RefSeq and is a predicted model, not a curated record. Gene Ontology annotation, cellular component: endoplasmic reticulum membrane.
CUGCUUGAAGGUGUCGUCACUUCGCGUUGCAUCAUGGACGCGCCGGCCAUUUUACACAUCACAAGACUUUGAUCGAAACUGAUCAGAAUGAAAUAAUCAGCUGUUGCAUUUGUAGACCCGUUUAAAUGACUACAUGAGGAACACCGAGCCAUUUGCACAGGUGGGAUUGCACGCAACGCUUUUAUGAAGAACUGAGUGAAUUGUUGGCCAGCCAUGGGCAAACGGAAGGUGCCAGAUCUCUAUAGAGCCCCCUUUCCCCUGUACUCCAUCAAAAUUGACCCUAAAGCAGGACUAGUGGUCUUAGCAGGAGGAGGAGGAGCUUCCAAGACUGGCAUCAAGAAUGGUGUGCACUUCCUGGAGCUACAGUUGGUUGGAGAAAACCAGUACAGUGCCAGCCUGCUUCACUCACACGACACUGUCACACGUGCCACCAUGAAUUUGGCGUUAGGCGAUGGGGUGAUUGCUGCAGGUCAAGAUGGAACAUGCUCUUUGAUGACAUUUGCUGAUUGCACACAGAAAAGUGGAGACACGGCUGCUGAUAAUGAUGAAAACAAUGUGCAAAAAGGUAAUGCCAGGCAACGAGGUGGUAAACGAAACAAAGGCGGAAAGGAUGAUGCUGCUGCUGCUGUCACUGGGUCUGAUAUGAAGGAUGAGACGGCACACAUCACUGUGACAAGACUGGCAGAACUGCAGUCAGAUCUGAACCCUGAGGACCCACUCCAAAAGGUGGUCAGAUUUAGUCAUGACCUCAGCCUGCUCCUGACAGGAGGCACAGACGGACACAUCAGAGUCUGGGAGUUUCCAUCCCUGAAGAAAAAACUUGACUUUAAAGCACAUGAAGGAGAGAUAGAAGACCUGGAUCUGAGCCCAGGAAACAAGCACCUGGUAACUGUUGGCCGAGACUUUGCCUGCAGUGUAUGGCGCAACAACCAACAAGUUAUGAGUCUUAAAUGGCAUAAAACUAUGCCUCAGAUAGCUGAAAAGACAUAUCGGUAUAUGGCUUGCAGAUUUGGGAAGGUAGAAGACCAAAAAGAUGAACUUAGGCUUUACACAGUUCAGAUCCCGCAUAAACGAGACCGAAAACCGCCACCGUGUUACCUCACCAAGUGGAACGGCAAGAGCUUCCUGCCUAUGUUGACAGCUCCCUGUGGGGCAGAGGUCAUUUCAAGCUUUGCUGUCAGUGACUCUGGAACAUUUCUCGGGCUGGGAACUAUAACAGGCUCAGUAGCUAUCUACAUUGCUUUCUCCCUUCAGAGGUUGUAUUAUGUGAAAGAGUCCCACGCCAUUGUUGUGACGGACCUGGCUUUCCUCCCCGACACAUUCAAAGGGCAAAAUAUCAAAGGAAACAAUGAAACGGCUUUGUUUAGUGUGGCUGUAGACAGCCGCUGUCAGCUCCAUGCCGUCCACAACCGAAGAUCAUUUCCCCUCUGGUUGGUGCUGUUCUUCUGUGGCCUCGUGGUGGUUGGACUUGUACUGCUCCUCCAGUAUGUCUUCCCAGGCUUUUUCUGAGUUUCAGAAUUCUCACAGGUUGUCCAAUGAGGAGCUUGGACAUGUCUUUUGCAGGCCUACGUCUAUCCAAUCCAUUCAAAUCCACCAGUGCUGCACCAUUGACCUUAAACUGCUUUUAUGAUGCCGACAUGUCCCUAUGCGGCUACUCAGGGUUGUUGAUUUCUGACACGUUCGCAUAACACAGACACUCAAUUGGGAUUUGAAUUGUUUUGAUUGACAUGUUUUAUGUUUUGAUAUCCAUCAUCAUGUCUCUUGGGAAUGAUGUUAAAUGCCACAUUUAAUAUCCAAUAUUCCUUAAGGAUCCUUAAAAUAUUUAGGUUGGACAUAUACAUAUAUACAUGUUUAUUUAUGUUAUAGUUAUAUCAUAAAUUACAUAAGUGAUGUCUAUUAUUUAUUAAAUAAUACAGAAUAUUACAUCAUAUAAUAAAGAGACACCGCAGAUUACUUUGUAUACACUAGUGGGCAGCAUACACCAGGAAAAGGGACAACACUCUAGCCAGGAGCUGGCAGCUAAUGAAAUACAGUAGCGGAUCACCCACAACAUAUAUUGGAUUACUGGGUAAUAAAAAUACAGCUGUAUGUUUUAUUCACCAGUAUUUGCUUGUUAUCAGCCGAUCAAUAUGUGAUCUUUUAAAACAAAUUUAAGAUGUUUGAUGUCAGAAAUAUUCAACCUAUUAUGUUGAAAUUAAUUUCAAACAUUCCGACUGCAGAUGUAAAAAUGUGAAUAAAAUUUUAAAUGAAUUAAA